UGAGGAAUAUCGCAUGCGUAACGAUCUGGUAACGAGGGUAAACAAUGUAGUCUUCAAUGUGCUGAAAAAGUCAUCAAUGAGAUGGGAAUAAAAAUGCAUAUUUACUUGUGUUGAUGACUGUACUGUGAAAAAUUCUAAAGUAAGUUUUCCAAUAAAGAGAGCUAUCUUUUAAAUUACUUUAAAAAAAGACUUGACCCUACAUUUUCUAUUAGUCUAUAAUUAGUAAAGGAAGUUAAUGUCACGAUCGGUCAUAGUCAAGUCCAAGUCAUUGUGAUUGUGAUUAUUGUGAAUACCCUGCCCCGGUUUAUAAGUUUAUUAAAUACUGAAUAAAAAUAAUUUUUAAAAAAUUAUAAAAAUUCUUACUUGAAAAAUUUGACUUACUGAUAAGUAUUGUAAGUGACUUAACUUAGUCUUCUUUGUUAAUUACUAAAAACUUUAGACUUAGUAGUCUUAGUUAAUUAGUUAGUUAUAAUCUGUGAGUGUGAGUGUUUUUUUAGUCACAGUAAAGUAACACUCUACUUGCUAGUAUUACUAGUAUUAGAAGACCGACUGUGACUAGAAACAGAGUAGAGCUAAACUUCUAGUGUCUGGAGACACUCUAAGUAAGUCACUCUUAGUCUUAGUCUUGGUAGUAAUAGUAGUAGUCUAUGCUUAUAUUAUGACUAUGAGUGACGACACACUAGAUUGGUGUAAGUAGUCUUCAGGAUAAUGAAUGAAGUACUGCAUUCAAGCUGUGUGAAGGAAAUAGUAGAAAAACAUAUGAUCAAUGAUAUGAUAUAUAAUAUAUGUGGAAGCUUGAAAUAUAAAGUUCUACUAUUUCCUUUACUAGUCUUCACUAAUGUAACUAAUUAUUAUUUAUUAUUACAUAGAUUGGGCUUAUGUUAUAAUAUAAAAUAUUAAUAUAAAAUACAUUUUUCUUUAAAACUCAUUGCUUAAUAAAAUUAUUAGGACUAGGGGCCUUUCUUACAAGUAUAAGUUAUGAAAGCCCAAACCUAACUUUGUGUAUAUGUAGCUGUAACUUAUUUAGUUAGUGAACAGUGAUUAGACUUCAGUAGACUCAGUCAACUUGGUAUCUCAGCAGUCCAAUUAAUAUUCAAAAUCAUCUAAAUUAGACUAAAUCUAAUCUUUAUUAUUCAUACUAUACUAAUCAUUAGCAAUUAUUUUCAAUAUUUAAUGCCUCUGUAUACAAUACUACUAAUAGUAUUGAAGAAUAUAAGAUUUGGAGUUCAGACAGUUAAUAAACCAGUGAUCCGCAGGUAUUCACUGUCCAUUGACAAUCCUUGUCUAUUUAUUGAAUAAAAUUUUUAAAAAUUCAGUCUCAAUAGUUAAGUUUAAAACAUUUAAAGUAAAUUAAAAUUACAGUAUUUUUGUUUCCAGCAAUUUUAAAUAACAAUAGAAAAUUUAUUCUAUAGAUAAUGGCAAGUUUUUAAUACAUAAUUUAAAGAUUAUGCGUCUAAAUUUUUAAUUGAUUUGGUUGUAUGCAAAAUAUUUCUGAGUUUUCCCCUGUUAUUAAAAUAUUUCUCGUAAUCAUAAUAUUUUUGUUGCGUUACAUGCUAAAUUUCUUUCAUUCUUUAGGCCUGUGGUGGAACAAAUUUGAUAAACACUGGUAAAGUUUGGUAUAUAUAUUAUAGGAUAGGGCAAAGAUGGGCCAGUAAUUUUUCAUUUUCUCAGGGUGUAAAGUAAAGGCUUAUUUAUAUAAUAGUUUGUUUCAUUUAACAUUAAAUUUAAAUAAGAGAUUUAAAUAUAUCUUUACCUAUAUUUUAUAUUCAUAAAUCCCGGAAGCCAAGACAUCUGUUAUUAUUGUUACUCCUUAAUUGGGCAUAAUCAUGUGUAACAUGGUAAUAAUAAUAGUAACAUAUAGUUGGUUGUUAAAAAUUAUAAAUUAUUGUACGAUUUAGCAACUUUAUUUCUUGAAAAAUGAUGUAAACUGAUAUUGCUAACACAAGCCAGACUUACCAAUUGCCCAUAAAUUUGCAGAAAGUCCAUAAAAAAUUGACCCAAUAUGACUUUUGCCUUAUUCCAUAAAAGUCCAUUUAAAAAUAAGAGAAAUCAUACAAAAAGCUUUUGGAGCUAUUUUUUUUUAAAAAAUAUGUAAAUCUUGCCGUUAGUCAUGUCUUCUUGCUUGCUUUUCACUUUCAUUAUCAUUUUCAGAAGAAUUUUAACUAUGAUGAGAAUGUCAUAAAAUAAACAAUAAAUGCUAUAAAAUAGACACAUGUCUCAUAAUCAUAUAACAUAGAGUCAUAAAGUCAUGAAAUUGCCAGAAAUUAUGUCACAAGUUUUGGCUUAGAUGACUCCAUUGUUUUUUAACAUAAUUUUAAUAAUUAUUUAUUAAAAAUGUUUUCAUAAAUGUUAUGCAUGUCCAUAAAAAUUGUGGAGAUUUAGAAUUUUUUUCAAUAAAUUUUAACCUUAACCGUAUGGUUUGACAUAAUUCAACUAUCCCUUAAAAUUAAAACAUUGUUUUGUUUUCAAUCAUUUAUUAACUCAGAAUAUAAAGUCUUCAUUUAUUUGGUAUAUUGAUAGACAAGCUUUCAUUCUUUAAAAUUAAUUCCUUAAAAACAUAAUUUUAUACUAUCACUCUUUAUACUAUUUGUGUUGAUUAACCAAUAUUUAAAACUAGUAAAUUAUAUCACUGUGAUGCUGUUUGUAAACUUCCCUAUGAGAAAAUAAUGAAAAAUAAAUUCACACCUAGUUCACAAACUCCAACACUCUCUACUCAGCUUUGCAUGUUCCUGAUUUACUGAUUGAAACAGAGAGCUAAUAAUACAAGUGUAACUUUGAUUGUUGUCUUUUUUCUACCAGAUGAGUGGAGCUCCUAUGUUAACAGGUGUUGAUGCCAUCCAUGUAGCCACUGUUUUUGAGGAUUGUAUAGAUCAGUUGGCUACACUUGGACGGAUUAUGCCCACAUCUUUUGAAUUCAGGCCUGAUGCACUGGAGGUAAGAAUUUCAAAAAAUAUUUUGAUGUUUUAGCAAUUAUAAAUGACAUACAUGAUAUUCUCAACUAUGUGAGUAUGCAAGUUAUAAAAAUGUAAAUCCAAUCACAUUGUCAAUGUCUAUAUUAAAAGUGCUACUAUGCAGUAGACCGUAGUUAUUAUGGACUUAAAUUGUCAAAUCCUUUAUAAUUUCUUUAACUGAUUUGUUUGAUAUAGUACUUUUUAUGGACAGUACUUUUUAUGAUGUAUGGUUCUAAUAAUGAGUAAAAUGAAGGUCAACUUUAGGGGCAUGACAAACUCAAUUCAGAAAAAAAAUAAAAACAAAGAUAGCCAAACAAUUCUUUUUUUUUUAGUAUCCUGGAGCAUUACAUUUACAUUGUACAACAUGUGAAAGCUAUGACUAAUUAAAGAUGAAAAAAAUGUUAUCUAUUGAAAAAAAUCAAAAUCGUAAAUGUAUAAAUAUCAUCAAAAAAAUAAAAGUGCAUACAUUUUACACACACAUUAAAUGAAUGUAAUGACUAGUUAAAAAUAUGAUGAUAUUUAAACAUUAAAAGGCAUGAAUUGAUCUGUAAGAUAAUUUUUGACAUGCUGUUAAACUUCCCAAAUUUAAUUGGCUCCUCACAAAUUAGUGUAAAACUUUGUCAAACCACGCUUCAUUUAUAUCACCUGAAUGAUUUAUAAAAAAAACAAUAUAUAACACAUUUUGUUAUGUUAAUUUCUUUUUCACUUUGGCAUAGUCAUUAUUUUUUUUAACUAUUGAAAUCCUAGCAAGAUUAAACAUGCAAAUUUUGUGUUUAAUAUUUUAGAAUUUAAAUUGGUCUUGCAUCUGGGAUUUUAUUAUAGUAGGCAGUAGGCUGAUAGUUAUUCAUUAUUCCUAGCUAGACAACUUUUUAAGUUUAAAAAACAGACUGAUUUUAUUUUAAACUGCCAUGAAAAAUACAUUUGUAUCUUACCCUUACCUUCAGAUUGUUCGUGGGGAGCUUAACCAGAUAGUAGAUUGCCAAGUUCAGUUAGAGAGGAGAUACCAAUCUGUUCUCAUUAAAAAGAUUGAAAUGCUUGGGGUGACAAAGAAUCCUGAAAAACUUCUUAAUAUUGAAAAAGAAGUCUUGAAUGCAGGUGGUGAUUUAAAGAACUCAACUCAUAUAUUUGGAAGAACUUUAAAACAAAAUCCACUUACAGCAGACAAUUUGAAUAAAAUUCAAGAUGAUAGGUAAUUUAAGAAAAUAGCAAGCAAUUACCUUCAAAUGAAUUGUCUAAGUUUCUUCAACAGUGCUUGAAAAAAAUAAUUGAUAUUAAUUAUGAUAUAAACAAUUUUUUAGAUUCAAUAUCACACUGAAGAAAGAAAUAGUGCUCUUUUAAAUGUAUGUACUUUUUAUUUUCAAACAGAGCCUAUGUUGAGAAUGUAGUGACUGCAACAAUGACAGAAUUAGUUCAAAACUGUAGUUUUGAGUCUUUGAUAGAAGCUGUAAGAGCUGAGAAACAACGCAAAGCAUCUCUACAGAGUACCAUACAGAAGUAAAUAUGGAGAUAAAUCUAUUAAUUUAAACAAUGAACUAGUAUGUAGAGCAGGGGUCUCAAACUCAUGGCCCCCGGGCCAUUUGCAGCCCGCAAGACAAUAUUUUGCGGCCCGCAACAUGGCAGCAAAGUUUAGUGUAAUGCGGCCCGCGAGUUAUCCCCAUUCUCAAAUAUAUAAUGUGAUCCUCCGCGCCGGUUUCAUUCGAAUCUCAGCGACUAGUCUAAUUAUGAUUUUUAUUGUGAUUGUAUAGAUUUGGAAGUUGAUUAUAAUUGUAAGAACCGUUUUAAAACCGGACUAAAAGUUUUUAUUUCAUAGCAUUUUUUGACACAAACGUGGCCAAAGUGCGGUUUUGAAAAAAUUUAAAAAGUCAGUUAGUGGGUAAUGCACAACCAUAAUUGUGUAAAAUGUAGCAAUCUGACAUAGCAUCAAAGAACCCCAAUUAAAAUUGCCCCUACUGUUAACGAGUGAGGGAAAUUCCGAGCCAGUCAGCUUGGUUCCAUUUCAAAAUAGGGAUUAGUCAAAAAAGCCUUUUCUGCGAUAAAAAAAUCAAAAUUCAUUCUACCUACAAUAGCAUCUUCCUUAACAUCAACAAUUCAUAAUAUUGCCUGCUCAUGCCUACUAUUUGAACACGUUUUAGCCUUCAAAGUCUUCGUGGAGAAGUAUGGGGUUGUUGUUCUUGUACUACGUGAUGCCAAAUAGCUCAUGGACUUGGCUUUUCUUGUUGACAUUACACAACUGUAUGUACUCAACAAGAACUUACAAAAACAGGGGUAGUUUGUUAGUGUUGCCAAUGACAAUGUCAUGGCAUUCUGCACAUAACUUGUAUUAUGGUUCUUUGAGAAACCUCUACCAUUUCCCAAAAUGAAAAGUACUCAUGGAUUAAGGAACACCAUUCAGUAGUGAAUAUACUGAUGCCAUUGCAAAGCUGCAGGAAGAAUCUGAUCACGUGUUUUAAGACUUCAAAACACACACAGCCACUUUUAAACUUGUUGCUGACCCUUUCUCAUUUAAUCCCCCCCCCCCUCCUUAUUCCUCACUUGCUCUUCAAAUGGGGCUGAUUGAAAUUCAGUGCAAUUCUAAGUUCAGGGAGGUGAAUGGAAAAACAGACAAGCAUGGAUAAUUUAUGAGAGCAUUGCCCUCCACCUUCACUGAGAUUUCCAGUUUGCUCAAGCGGAUCAUGUGCUUUUUUUUGGGAGUACCUAUAUCAGUGUGAAAAGCUCUUUUCCAAUUAUGAAAUUUAACAAGUCAAAGUUCAGGGCGAAUCUUGAUGAGCAUCUUCAAACUAUACUGAGUGUCUCAGGUGCUUACUCACUCAAGCCAUAUUUUGCUCAGCAUUGUAAGAAGAAGUGCUGCCAGGUCUCUGGCAACUAGGAGUAGGAGGAAGAAAGUGAAGCCUAGUUCUUGAGAACCCUUAAUAAUUUAUUUUGUUAUUAAUAAAUGUUGAGCAGUUUGUAACAUUUGUACUUUAUUGAAUUUGUAUUCGCUUUUUUCUUUUUUACUUGAUGUGGCCCAGUCUCAUUCAGACUCUACCUCCUGAGGCCCCCGGAUGAUUUGAGUUUGAGACCCCUGAUGUAGAGAUUCAAUUUGAUAAGCUCAAACUUCUAAUUAACAAUUAUAUUUAAUAGCAAGAGAUUGAAAUAUAAAAGGAAUAGCUGGUUGCAACAAAAUAAUUUAAAACAUGCCAUAUUUGUACAGCAUGUAAAAUUACUUUCAAAUAAAGAAAAUUAAAAAAAUUCCCUUUAGAUUAUAUGAAACUUGUGCUUCUCGUGCCUUAUUUGUCAAUUUUGUUGCAAUACAAAUUAUUUUAUGCAUUUAAUCCACAAAUUUCAAGCUAAUUUUAACUUGCUUUCCAAAUGCCAGAGAACAAGAUGGUAGAAAAAAGGUUAAAGAACUCCAGAAACAGUUAAUAGAUGUUAAGAAAGAAAGGGAAGUUGAAGUUCAACAAAGAAAAGAAAUGAUCUCUCACUUGAAAGAUCAGCUUCAAGUAUGCAUUAAGUCGAUUACAAAACUCCAUUUAGCUAUGCUUAUUUCUGGCACCAGUGUUGUUUUAUUCUCUUUGCUGUUAUUGUUUAUUUGUUUAAUCAUAAUCACAGGUCUCAUAAAAAGUUAUUUAAAAUUUAAUUUGCUGUAGAAAUGAAUGUUUCAUGCAAAGGAAAAAGAUAAUAAUUCAUAUCAUCUCUUCUUAAUUAAGAAGAAUUUGUUAAUUUUGAAUCAAAAUAAAAUUAUGGGCUUAAUUUCAAGAUAUGUACUAAUAUUGUUAAGUUGGUGUCCAACACAUUUUUAAUAAUUUAAAAAUAAAUCCAAGUAAAUAAUGUUUUCUUUUAGGAAAUGAAAGCAAAAACCAACAUGGAAGGAAAGUACAUUAAAAAAUGUGCAGAUGUUGCUGUUGCACAAUCCCAGAAAAAAUGUUUCUUGACGGAGAAGGAAAUGAAGGAUGAAAUUGAAGUAAAAUUUAGAUAAUAUUACUGAAUUUAUAUUUGAAAUGCCUCUUUAAAUUUUAGUUCUAAUUAAUUUGUAAUAUAAAGUCUCAUUUUUAUUCUUACACAAAUUUUAAAAAAAAUUGAUUUAUUAUUUACUUUCUUCAUUUUUGACAAUGAAGCAAGAUUUUCUACUCUAAAACUAGCUAACUUAAUGAUAUAGAUUCAUUGUAUUUUUACAGAAACUUCACCACAAAACAGAUGAAGAGAACAGGGCUCACAAAGAGAUUCUAAAAUAUUUACAGGAACAUCAAUCAGUAUGUGAAAUAUACAUUUCUCUUUCAACUUUGAUUUAUUUAAACUCCAUUUCUGGGUACAAAUGCCUUUUGGUAAAAUAUAUCUUUUAAAUUGAAUAUUUAAGCAUUGCCCUGGUUGGGUUGGAGAAAAAUCUGAAAAGAAAACCUCAGCCACAAAAUAAAAACUAUUAGAUGGUAUCAAACAGAAGGAGAUUUUAAAAAUGUAUAGUUAACUUUCUUAUAACAUAUUGUGUGAAACAAAAAUUUUUUUACUUGGAAAUAUACAAUAAAAGUUUAACAAGUUAACAAGCUGAAAAUUGACAAUUAUUUAGUUAUUUUUAAAAGUGGGAAUUUUUUGGAAUGGUUCCAAUAUUAGCAGCAUGUACGAAGGUAGAUAAGAAUUGUUCAGCUGCGUCCAAGGCGAAGCCUGAAAGUGGCAGCCCCCCCACCUCCCAAUUUCAUCAAUAAAUUAUGUAUAGGCAGUAUAUCAAAUGAAGUUAUAAAAGUGUGCCAGUUCUUUCACUUUGAAUGAGAGGGAGGGGGGAAGCAGGAAUCAAGCAAUCCAAAGACUAUGGAGCCAAGGAGUGAGUAGGGGCUCAUUGAUUUUUUUGUUAUAAAUUCAAAGUCCAGGGAUGCCUUUUGGCACUAACCUGAAUUUAGAUUUUCAUCAUUCAACACUUAAUUAGAGAGUUAAAGAAGAGAUGCUAGUGGAAAUUCUGGUUUCCCUUUACCUGGUUGUGUUUGUACAAAUCCUUCAAUUUUAAUUGUUAUUAAAUAUUAAUGCUGUUUUAUAACUUUUUAUUCAAACUGUUUAUUUGUUUAAAUUGCUUCAUUAAUAAAAAAAAACAACUUUUUUUAAAAUCAGUCAACAAAAUAUUUAUUUUUAAAUCCUGUUAUCCUGAAAUCACCAAAUGAAAGAAACCUGUCGAAUGCCGCCUUUAAAUAAUUUAGCUGUGUAAUUGGGUCAGAAUAAAAAAUGAUUUAUAGAAUUUUUUCAAUUGUAGCUGAAUGGUGAUGAGAAAGCUGACAGUAUUAAAUGUACAUAUAUGUCUUCAUAACAGCAUGGCUUAUAAUGCAACGCUAUGUUUUUAUAGAGAACACAUGUCGAAGAAUAGUAAUAAUAAUUCAUGGAAAAAUAUAAUUAUGCGUCUUUCCAUGCAUCAAUUACAUUUUUUUGUCCUUAUUUUCGACCCAAAUUCAGCCCCUCACAAAUAUAAAAACAUUUACGCCGGGGAUGGACCACCCCACAUCUUCUAGCUAUUGAAUAUAGGUCUAUAUACACAUAUAUAUUUUAAAAAAAAAAUUCAUAAAGGUCUGGGUGAUUAUUGUUUGAUUCUUUUUAAGGGAGAUCAAGAGCACUAUUACAUUUAAAGGCCUACAGUGUUUUAAUGAAAAAUUAUCUUAAAAAUUGAUUUUUAACUAUUUCUUUUUGGAAAUUAUCAGUUUCUAAAGAUAUAGUUGAGGAAAUGAAUAAGACAAUUUAUAGUUGCUUUACAAAACAUUCCACAGGAUUUAGAGAAAAAGCUUGAUUUUUGGAUAGAGAAGUAUGAGACUGAUAAAGAGGCCAAGCAGAAAGAGCUGGACACUUUGAAGCAAACCAAGGCCAAAGAUUUGGAGAAGUUACAAGAACUUACUAAACUGGUCAGUCUAAUCUAAAUGGAUACUAAAUAUUUUUGAAGAUAUAUUUAUGCUAUUCAUAAAACAUGAAAUAUUUACAUUUUUAAUUAUUUUUAUACUUUUUGCUAAUGUGAAAGCUUGUGAAAAGCUAUGAAUGUUAUUUUUAAAAAUUGAUCACUAUAUUUCAGUAUAAAGAGUAUGAACAGAUUGUAGUAGAGGACAGAAUUGAGAAAGAAAAAGCCAGGAGAAAAGCUGAGCAAGAAGCUAUAGAGCUUAAGGCAUCCAUUAAGGUAAAUUAUUUGUUUCUGUCAGCCAAACUCACUCAGCAGAGCACUGGGACAUGUUUUCUUAUAAUUUAUAUGCAGGGUGAGCCAGAAGUUGUUAGGCAAUCCAAUAAAAAAAAUUUUUUUUCUUCAAAUGUUUAAUGCCUGCAUAUGUGCAAUUCAUCUACCUUAGUAUCUGGCUGCUAAUGCAUGAUGGUGUAAUCUUUCACAUCACUCUUUGUGUAGAGUUUCUCAGGACACCAAUCUAAGUGACUGCAAUAACGUUUUUCACAGCAAGAAUAAAUAAAGGCCUGGAGAUCAUUAAAUUUCAUUCAUUGAUUUAAUGAAAGGUGGAUAAUUUAUGCCUUUUCUAAUCCACGGACCAUCAAAAUGCCAGCUUUCAGUUUCUCUGUGAUAAGUUCAGAUUACAUGUGCAUUGAAUUCUCUAUUCAAAGCAUGUACAAACUAUCAGGCAGGCCUAUUAUCAUAUAUAUUUGUGGUAGAAUUAUUCUUAUCUUGUGUUAUUGAAGGUUAAUUAUUUACAUUUUUCCUCUGACCACCAUAUUUCUCUCAAAGGCUAAUCUUGUCUUGCCAAAUUUUCAUAUUUGGCUCUAAUAUCUCAAAAGACAUGAAAAAAAUGAUACCUGUAUAACCACUUUGUAAACCAGGAGGGGAAAAAAAUCAUUUUCAAGGCUACACAAAUCAUAAUUAUUUUUACUAUCGGUUCAUUUUAUUACCAUGCAGAAGCCGCAUGUCAUGAAACAUUGGCAAAUAAAAAAAAGCAAAUUAAUAUUUAUGCCCAGCCUUUCAAAUUAAUAUUUACGCCCAGCACAAGGGUUUUGCCUCUUCGCGGCGUGGCGGACGAGUAAGGUAGACCCGACUACCCGAAACUAAAAAACCCGGCUAAACGCCAAAUGUCCGGUCCGAAAGACCCCUUGGGAAAGGGGACUGAUGACGCAAGUCAGUCCCUCUGGGGUGGAAGCGUUCUUCCCAGUCUCAGUAUUCAAUAUGGCAAGUACAAAUAGACUCGAAAACGUGGAGCUGGCAAAGCCAACCACGUCGAGAGCCUGUUAUACGGGUCUGCCCAGCAGAUGAGGCAGGCCUGUUCCAUACUUGCCGGGGCCAUUAAAGAGCAAUAGCUCGGUCCCAUACAGUGAAUGAAAUAUUUCAAUGGGGGUUUCUGUUCCCCUGUUUCCAACGGGUUCGUAUAAUCUGCGCUCUUCUAUCCACACAAAGUGUUCAUUGGUGAUAAACAAAGGUUCAUUGUCUGGAAUGUCAAUUCAUACUGCAGUGUUCAAUGGCGAAGCUAGGGUUAGUGCCACCUGGGGCAGGCCAAAAUUUUGCCUACUCCAUUCCAUGGGAAAAAAAACAACUCUACCUUUGCCAGAAAAUUUCCGCCCAGCCGCCCAUCUUUGCACGCCACUUGGUAGAUUUUGAUCACUGCUAGCUACACAACAUAUCAUCCAUAUUCUAAGUUUCUAAGCCAUGUUUAUCUGAAAUAAGAACCUCAACAAUAGUUGGUCAGGGGAGUGCUUCACUUAUUGUUUGUGUCUGUCCUCAUUUAGUGAUUAACAAUGCAAUUUUAUAUUAUAUGAAGCAUGCAAGUGGUGUUUUGAUUGAAGGCAUUGACAGUCUUCGUCUCAUUUGUUAAGUCCAUUUAAUACUAUCAUGUAUUGUCAGCUCAUAAUGCCCAGCUAAGUAGGGUAUAAUGUUUUGGUGUCAAUCACCGUUGUUUGAAAGUUGUAUCAAAUCCUCGUGAAAAGUUGAUUAACCUCGACUCUUAUUAACAAUCAAAACAGCAUCAUUAUUUCUUUCAAAAAUAUAAUUUUCAUUAAAAACGUAGUCCCUUUGUAAUUCCACAUGGCACCCUGCAAUCUCCCACGCCUCCCCCCUUGGGUUAAGUUAUCCACAUUGCCCCCCCCCACCCAAGGGGUGGAACUGCCCACCUUGAAAAGUGUAAUAUGGGUAGGACUUUGAGAACCACUGUCUGGGAACAUACGGUGGUUUCUUGAGUGAUAAGAAUUGAAGGGGUUUGUGAUUGUAAACUCACCACAUAGGCCCCAUGUCCAGGUCAGCCACAUAAAGGUUGGGAAGUGGGGGGAGGGUAGGGGGGGGGGGGGGUAAUUAAUGUUGUCAUAUAGCCAUGAACAAAAAUGUGUUUAUAAAAAAUAUAUAUACAUAACUUAAGGCCUUGUAACACUGAUUAAAAUUAUUUUUAUAUUCUAUUUCUUGCUAAACCUGCAAAACUUUUGUAUCUAUUCUAUGUUCUGUCUAUUGUAUUUUGUUUCAAUAAGACAUAACUUUAUAAAUGACCAUUUUUCCCCUCUGUUUCAUUAGCUUCAGUCUUGGUGGAGAGGAGUCAUGGUACGUAAAGGAUUUGGGCCAUUUGGAAAAAAGAAGAAAAAGAGAGGCAAAGGAAAGGGGAAAAAGAAAGGCAAGGGGAAGGGAGGCAAAAAAGGAAAGAAGAAAUAAUGUUGAUACUUUUCAUUUUGUAAUUUUUGUAUCAUUGAAGUUUUCUAAAUUUCAAGUAUUUCAAAUUAGGUACGUGAUAAGCAGAUUUGAAAAUUGAAUACAGCUUUACAAGGCAUGUAUAUGAAGUGUGUUUAAUGCAACAGUUUCUUGUCAUUUUAAAAUUGUCAAAUCAUAACUCUGUCAUAGUUACUGAUUUUUACAACAAAAUAUUUUUUAUUGUCCACUUGUUUUAUCGGAAGUUAAAGUUAAGUAAUACAAAAAAGAAAAUUCCCAGCUUAAAGAUCUUCUCAAAUGCGUUUACUCUAUAUUCUUAUGUAUCCCUUUAUCAUGUGAAAUAUAACUGACAUUUAUAAUAUAUUGUAAGAUAAGGAAUGUAAUAAAUAUAUUGUAAGAUGAGGAAUUAAAAUUGUCAGUGUCGAUUAUAAGUUAACAUUUUUACAGCUUUCAUUAAAAUAUGUAACCUCAACCUUUGUGUACAUUGUUAUUUAUUCUUAUUUUAAAAAGACAUCAGCUAAACUAAAAUCAGCGUAUGCUAACACACAUACACAACAUUUGAACUUGGUAUUAUUUUUUUUAUUUUUGGAGAAAAAAAUUCAUUAAAAAAUUAUAACAGUAUUAAAAUAUAU
Molecule: messenger RNA, 12137 nt
Organism: Lymnaea stagnalis (great pond snail)
Lineage: Eukaryota; Metazoa; Mollusca; Gastropoda; Lymnaeidae
Source: the annotation of a GenBank genome assembly